Molecule: messenger RNA, 887 nt
Organism: Coffea arabica (coffee)
Lineage: Eukaryota; Viridiplantae; Streptophyta; Magnoliopsida; Gentianales; Rubiaceae
Source: RefSeq, a predicted model, not a curated record
UUUUAACCAAUAUAAUCAAAACCAAGAAAAAUAAAAACAUAAUUACGGUUGUUUCAGCCUCUGCUUCACUGAUUCUUCUUCUUCUUCUUCUUCUUCUUCUUCCUCCUCCUUCGGAUUCCUCAAAACCCAUUUUCCCUUUUCCCCCCUCCAACCCAUCGAUGGCUUUCCAAUCCCUCGCUCUUUUACUAACCCAGCACCAGCCGGCAGCAUAGAAGUUUCCCGUAUGCCGUAGGCCCGUAGCGAUAAGUCACGUUUUACCUUCUCUUAGGAUAGUAUUCAGAACUGUGCUUCGUUUUUCCACAAUGGCAGUGGCUGCGGUGAAUGCUGCUGCCUCUUCUCUUGCUUUAUCUUCACAAUCUCCCGCUUCGUUUCUGCCUUCUGUUCCAUUUUCCCUCUUCCCCUUAUCUUCCACUUCCUGUCUAUAUCCCUCUGAAUCAAGGAGAUAUUCCUCGUUUGUAACUUCUAGGAAAAGGGUCCUCUCUGGCCUCCAUGUGGCCGCCAAUAACCAGAUUUCUGAAACUAGUGAUGAUUCAGUUGAAGAUACAGAAGAUUACGAAAUGGAGGAGGCCAAUACCGAGACUGUCGUUUACUCCUUUUCUCCUUUGCCUUUGCUAUUUGUAGCUGCUCUUCCUGGAGCAGGGCAAGGGUGAGAUUUAAGAGAGGAGAUUUGAACCCAGGACUUCCUGAAUCCUCAACUUUAGCUACUAAACUAUCUUGGUAGUUGGCACUCGGCUGUUCUCUUCUUUCUUGAUUCACCAAUUUGCUCUAUACUCUUCUCAUAAUGCUAAUUGAACUGAAAAUUUUCUCGUUAUCACUGUAUUACACAUUGUCCUUGAGAAAUCAAAGUUGGAAUACAGAUUAACCUCCUUUUUGGUGGUUUUGUUUUU